Andrographis paniculata is the source of this 477-nucleotide messenger RNA. RefSeq names its product arabinogalactan protein 1-like. The transcript has a single exon. Lineage: Eukaryota; Viridiplantae; Streptophyta; Magnoliopsida; Lamiales; Acanthaceae. The coding region runs from base 17 to 376 and encodes 119 amino acids. The record is from RefSeq and is a predicted model, not a curated record.
CCGCCGGAAUUUACAAAUGGCACGCCAGGUGCUCGCCGUCGCCCUCAUAUUCUUCAUCGCCGCCGUCGCGGUGGUUUCAGCCCAAGCUCCCGCCGGUUCUCCGUCGGCCUCUCCGGCCAGCGCCCCGGCCGCAGCCCCCACGGCUGGAGCUGCCGCUGCCGCUGCCUCGCCGGUUUCGGCCCCCGCUGCCUCUCCGACGACUGAGGAUGCGAUCGACGCAGCCGCAGCCGCCCCCGCCCCCGGCCCCGCCGGCGAGGGCCCGACGGCAGCUCCAGCUGAUGCUCACGGAGCCGAAGCUGAUCAUGCCGGUGCGGCUGCGUUGAGAAGCUCCGCCGCCGUGGGUGCCGCCGCAGUGGCCGGGUACUUGUUCUUCUAGAUGGUGGAGAUGAGGGUUUGGAGUGGGAAUAGAGUUUUCUUUAUAUCAUUUAUUUAUUUGUACGUAAUUGUGUUAUAGAAAUUACGUAUUAUAUUUGAAAU